Corylus avellana is the source of this 1121-nucleotide messenger RNA. Its product is annotated as nicotinamidase 1. Gene Ontology annotation, molecular function: nicotinamidase activity. Lineage: Eukaryota; Viridiplantae; Streptophyta; Magnoliopsida; Fagales; Betulaceae. Gene Ontology annotation, biological process: pyridine nucleotide salvage. The record is from RefSeq and is a predicted model, not a curated record.
AUGCACCUGCACCUUGUGCAGAACCCCAUUUCCUAAAUAUAUGCAUGAUAUCUUGGUGGAAUGCAUACAUCUCUGUGAAGUGAAUCAAUCAAUCAAGUAAUUGGAAAUCAAAAUGGUUUCUCCGACAGUUGAUCUUCUGAAGAGUGAGAUUCCUCUUGAGCAGGAGUCGGUGGUUCUAAGCGAAGAUGUUGUCACUGGUCUUGUCCUUGUGGACAUCAUCAAUGGUUUCUGCACUGUCGGUGCUGGAAACCUGGCGCCAAGAGAAGCCAACAGCCAGAUUUCAGGAAUGAUCAAUGAAUCAGAGAGGCUGGCCAGAUUGUUCUGUGAGAAGAAGUGGCCUGUUAUGGCGUUUCUUGAUUCUCAUCAUCCUGACAAGCCUGAGGAACCAUAUCCUCCUCAUUGUAUUGCAGGCACCGAUGAGUCCAAUUUGGUUCCUGCUCUGCGAUGGUUAGAGAAUGAAGCAAAUGUAACAAUCAGACGCAAAGACUGCUUUGAUGGAUACUUGGGUUCAACUGAGAAUGAUGGUUCAAAUGUUUUUGUGGACUGGGUGAAGAAGAAUCAGAUCAAAGCUAUAUUGGUUGUAGGGAUAUGCACAGAUAUUUGUGUGCUGGACUUCGUUUGCUCUACAUUAUCAGCAAGAAACCUCGGCUUUCUGACUCCUCUAGAGCAUGUUGUGGUGUAUUCCCGUGGGUGUGCUACAUUUGAUGUUCCUAUCCACGUUGCCAGAAACACCAAAGGAGCUUUAGCUCAUCCCCAGGAGUUCAUGCAUCAUGUUGGCCUGUACAUGGCGAAAGAAAGGGGAGCAAAAAUAGCAAGUGAAGUGUCAUUUGAAGCACCAAAGAAGCCAUGAGCACUUGCAUAAAUCGUGUCUCAUAUGGAGGGGAUUACAGCCUCGUGUGUGUUUUACUCUUCUGAAUAAAGUUGUGUGCAAAAGCAGGUUUGAAAAACAGAAAAUAUUCUAACAUAUGCACCAGCAGAAGUUGUGGAGCUUAGAAACUAUGUCAGAAAGUGAAAAAAUAGUGAAACAUAUGCAUUGGUGAAUGAAUGUGAGGGCAGAUGAUAUGAAUGUGAGGGCUUUAAUCAUCUGCUACUUCAUCUUAUGCUCACAAUGUCUUUUUCGA